Molecule: messenger RNA, 2990 nt
Organism: Hippocampus comes (tiger tail seahorse)
Lineage: Eukaryota; Metazoa; Chordata; Actinopteri; Syngnathiformes; Syngnathidae
Product: WD repeat domain phosphoinositide-interacting protein 1
Exons: 13
Coding region: 35-1429 (464 amino acids)
Molecular function (GO): protein binding
Source: RefSeq, a predicted model, not a curated record
GCCAGCGCGAGGACUGGGGAAACUGGCGGCUCGGAUGGAUUCCCAGGACGAAGCGGACGGCGGACCCGAGAUGCUCCGAGGUUUCAUUUGUGCCUCGUUUAAUCAGGACACUACCAAGAUUUUCAGAGGUCCAGAUGGUACUGCAGGCUGUGUCACAGCUCAGAUUUCCUGUCUGACACAUGAUUCCCUGUCGGUGGGCACCAAGACCGGCUACCGUCUUUUCUCAGUCACCGCCGUGGACAAACUGGACUGCAUCCAUGAAGGAGUGGAGUGUCCCGAUGUGUGCAUCGUGGAGCGGCUGUUCUCCAGCAGCCUGGUGGUGGUGGUGAGCCAAUCCGUGCCGCGGCGGAUGAACGUCUAUCACUUUAAGAAAGGUACCGAGAUCUGCAACUACAGCUACACCAACAACAUCCUCUCCGUCAAGCUCAACAGACAGCGACUGGUGGUGUGCCUGGAAGAGUCCAUUUACAUCCAUAAUAUCAAAGACAUGAAACUCCUCAAGACCCUUCUCAACACCCCCACCAACCCGUCAGGUCUCUGCGCCCUGUCCGUCAACCACGGCAACUCUUUCUUGGCAUAUCCAGGCAGCGCCACUCUUGGCGAGAUCACAGUGUACGAUGCAAACAACCUGAGCACUGUGACGCUGAUCCAGGCCCACGCCAGUCCCCUGGCGGCGCUCACCUUCAACGCCUCCGGCACCAAACUCGCUAGCGCUUCGGAGAAGGGCACCGUGAUCAGGGUGUUCAGCAUUCCCGAAGGACAGAGGCUGUUUGAGUUCCGGCGAGGGAUGAAAAGAUACGUUAGCAUUAGUUCAUUGUCCUUCAGCGCCGACGCGCAGUUUCUGUGUGCCUCCAGCAACACCGAGACGGUCCAUAUCUUCAAACUGGAACAGCACAGUCCCAGUCAAGAGGAGGAGUCUCCCACGUGGUCUGCGUACGUGGGGAAAAUGUUCACAGCUGCCAGCACCUACUUGCCAGCUCAGGUGUCCGACAUGAUGCAUCAGGACCGAGCCUUCGCCACCGUGCGACUCAACACGUUCGGCCUGAAGAACAUCUGCGCGCUGGCGACGAUUCAGAAGCUGCCUCGCCUGCUGGUGGCGUCCUCCGGCGGCCAUCUUUACAUCUAUAAUGUCGAUCCGCAGGAUGGAGGAGAAUGUAUGCUGGUCCAAAAACACAGGUUGUUCGAUGGCAGCGAGGAGCAGGUGGAACAGAAAGAAGACGAGACGCCAGUAGAGGUCUCCAGUCAACCAGCCGGCCAAUCAUACGCAGCCACCGUCGCUCUUCCCUCCAGCCCGCCCUGCUCGACCACACUCUUGGGAUACUCGGAGGACGGGGGAGCUCAGAAGGGGGACGUCAUCCCAGAGCACGAGUUCGCCGAGGGCCCCGUGUGUCUGGAUGACGAAAACGAAUUUCCUCCAGUCAGUAACUAGAUAAACUCUCAAAGCCCCCCACCCCCCUCACUACUGAUCCCUCACUAUUGGACGUAGAGAGAAUGGGAGGUGGGUGGGGGGCACUAUGAACACCAGCCGCUUCCUCCUUCCACACAUACCCCUGCAGGUCAAGGGGACUAACCCUACCAGAAAGUCCCAUCCGGGUGUUUUGGGAUUCUGUGUAGACCUACAAACACAUUAACAAGGAGCGGACAUUUUACUCAAUAGGAACAUCUCACAUUCUGUUUUCGACAAAGUCUACCUUAUCACGCCACAAAAUACGGUACAGUGUUCGAAUUUGGGAGUGACGUUGCCUCAAGUGUCGAAGGUUGGAAUAAAUGAAUACUGUCAGACAUUCCCAGGGGGGGAAAAAAAAAAAGUCAUUUAUAAUUUUAGGAAAAUACAUGGUUUAUAUAGAAUGAAGUUCAUUGCUUGAUAACAUUUUUUUUAAAUGGACAUUUAUAAGAUGAACGUAAAAUUGGAUUUGAUUUAUGAUAAAUCAUUUAUGAAAAGAAAUGUUUAGGAGAGAAGAGUUGGCCUUUUACGAGAAUCAAGGUUUUGUUUUUUUCCUUUCGGCGUGGCCCUAUUAACAUUUUACACUUAGGUUUUGGCACAGCCACAAAAUAACAACUCAAUCGUUUGACUGGAGUAUUUUUUAUGAUUUUAUUAUUGAUUUAUGAUUAGAUUUUUUUUUUAUGAUCCACAGUUCUGAGCGGUAUAACCAUAAUGUCAUCCAGGGAGCAUGCAUGCUGUAAAGUGCAGACGACGCAGCCCAGCUACACCCCAUAGCACAAAGCCGGCAGGGGGGGAAAAAUAGCUUUUGUGUACAAGAAUCCUGCUGAAAACAAGCCAAAGGAAGCAUGUGGAAACCUCCUUCUUGGCGGUUGUUAUGUCUAGUCUUAAUUAGGAUUUUUUUUUUUUACAUUUCUACGCAAAAGGCUUCUUGCAAAGCGUGCAUUGUUGCAGUUGAGCCUGCUUGAUAGGGUAGUUUUUGUUUUCGCACAAGAUCGACCAGAAGGGUAUUUCCAUUUGUAUUUUUCAUCAACAAAGCCUCACAGUAUGAGUCGCCAUCACCUCCAGAUAAAGAGUAUUUCAAAUGAGAGCAUUUAAAUCAUGCACUUUUUUUUUUUUUUUUUUUUUUUUUUUACGGAUAACGCUACGAUUAACGAUGCAGCUGUGAUACUAAUUCUGGUAGCGAGUGUAACAUGAGAAGAUAUGUGAAGGAGCCAGUGGUUAAAUGUGAAACUCUUUAACGGCGCACGACCAAGUGACAAGACAGGUCCUUGAAUUUCAAUAUGGUUAUUUUUGAUGAUGGGGAAAAAGUUUUACACGUUAACGCAAACUGACCAUGCAGACCUAUAUUUUCUUUUUUUACUUUGUGUAAAAUGUGUAUGUAAAUCGCAUUCACUACUCACCAAAAAGUUUGAAGUACUGGGCUUCCUGGUGCAGCCUGCUGAUUGACAAGUGAUCACGUGCUGGUCGAUUCACGGAUAAAACAGCUGUUUGGAAUUUUGCAUUUCAGUUCCUUCUUACAGACGAGCAAGUUGUGCAAAAAAAAAAA